UCCUUCCAUUCUUCCUUCCUAUCCUCUCUUUUCACAAAAUUAAAGCAAGAUGGCUGGCAUGCUGAACGAAGCGAUGAUCGCUGAGUACUUUAGGAACAAGAGUGUGCUUAUCACUGGAGCCACGGGCUUUCUUGGCAAGAUACUAGUGGAGAAGAUACUGAGGGUCCAGCCAGACGUGAAGAUGAUUUACCUGCUGGUGCGGGCACCAGAUGCAGUGGCGGCAAGGCAGCGCGUGGAGACCGAGGUGGUGAGAAGGGAGCUCUUUUGCCUAUUGCGUCAGCGGCACGGCUCAGGUUUUGAUACCUUCGUCACCGAGAGAGUGGUGGUGCUGGCUGGCGAUGUUACAUGUGAGAGCUUUGGCAUCGAGGCCAAGAAGUUGCGUGAGCUCCGGCUCACCGACGAGCUCAACAUCAUCGUUAAUAGCGCCGCCACGACAAACUUCUACGAAAGGUACGACAAGGCCCUGGAUGUGAAUGUGAUGGGGGUGAAGCACAUGUGUGACUUCGCUGCAAGGUGCCCCAACCUCGAGGUGCUCCUGCAUGUCUCCACGGCCUACGUCGCUGGCGAGAAGCAUGGGAUGGUGCCAGAGAGGCUGUUCAUGGACGGCGAGACACUUAGGGAUGGGAUCCACCUUGACAUUGACGCCGAGCUGAGGCUAGCGAGGGACCUGAGGAAUCAGAUGGAGGCCGACAAUGACAUUGAUAUGUUGCCCAAGUUCAAGAGGAAGGCCAUGAAAGACCUAGGCCUCACCAGGGCUCGGCACUUUGGGUGGCCAAACACGUAUGUCUUCACUAAGUCCAUGGGGGAGAUGAUGCUGGGCCAGAUGACGUGCGGGGGCGAUGUGUCGGUCCUUAUCGUUCGGCCUAGCAUGAUCACCAGCGUCCAGAGCGAUCCACUCCCAGGAUGGUUAGAAGGCACCAGGACGAUCGACAUGAUCCUUAUCGGGUACGCAAAGCAGAGCCUAUCGUGCUUCCUUGCCGACCUGGACCUCACCAUGGACGUGAUGCCUGCCGAUAUGGUGGUGAAUGCAAUGAUGGCGGCCAUGGUGUCACACGCCUCCUCCUCACGGUGGUUGGAUUCGAAUAAUAAGCCGCUGCAGCACCCCCUCUUGGUGCGGCCAUCAAAGUUGCUGGUGUACCACGUGACCUCGUCAAUGCGGCACCCAGCUUCGUAUGCGGUGUUGUACCGGACAGGGAUCCGAUACUUCGAGGACCACCCACGCAUGGGUCCUGAUGGCCGUGCCGUGCGCACCCAAAAGGUGCGAUUCCUUGGCAGCAUCGCAAAGUUCCACCUUUUCAUGGUGCUCAAAUACCGGAUACCACUCGAACUCCUCCGCUUGAUCUCCCUCCUCUGUUUUGGCCACUUUGGCCUCGCUGCCCUCUACCAGGACCUCGCUCGCAAUUACAGGUUGGUGAUGCAGCUGGUGGACCUUUAUGGGCCCUUCUCGCUCUUCAAGGGUUGCUUUGAUGACUUUAACCUUAACAAACUCAGGCUUGCCAUUGCUCAAGAUCCAAUUGUGACCAACCGACUUUUCAACUUUGACCCCAAGACUGUUGACUGGGAUGACUACUUCUAUAGGAUCCACAUCCCUGGUGUCAUGAAGUAUGUCCUCAAGUGAUGCUCCAAUUGCAUUGAUCAAAUGGAUGCUCAGCUUGUUCAUGCAUACGUUGUGUUGUCUAGUUAACAUCCUUCGUCCCGCGGGUAUUAUUGCGGUUGUAUUGUUAUUUGGAAAAUUAAUUUAAUAAGCCACCACCUGGGUGGACCCCUCACCAUGUACAUGACCAACUUCGUUUUCAA
Messenger RNA from Hordeum vulgare subsp. vulgare (domesticated barley), 1797 nucleotides. Its product is annotated as probable fatty acyl-CoA reductase 5. The record is from RefSeq and is a predicted model, not a curated record. Bases 50 to 1618 code for a protein of 522 amino acids. Gene Ontology annotation, cellular component: intracellular membrane-bounded organelle. Gene Ontology annotation, molecular function: alcohol-forming very long-chain fatty acyl-CoA reductase (NADP+) activity. The transcript is spliced from 8 exons. Lineage: Eukaryota; Viridiplantae; Streptophyta; Magnoliopsida; Poales; Poaceae. Gene Ontology annotation, biological process: suberin biosynthetic process; long-chain fatty-acyl-CoA metabolic process.